GUUUGCUUCCGUUUAAGAAUGUUUUGCAACAGAAUUCGGGUAAUGAAUACGCCCCUGAGCUCUCUAGGUGUAGCUAAAUCCUUCGCUCUGCAACCCCGCUUUCUCUGGACAGCGUGGGAAAUUGGCCCAAUUACUGUAAUGUAAAACAAUGAUUAUGUCAAUUGUGUUUGACCUAUUCUAUUGAAUGUUUCUCAUGAAAUGUGUUACUAGCUGGUCCAUUGCCAAAUUCGAGCUUGACGUUCCCAUAUCGAAUCCCAGGACAACAGUAACAUCCAACGAUGGCUGACAAAGUGAAGGUAUUCUGUAUCAUGUUCAACAAUGAAGACAAGCGUGAAUACAGUGCUGGUGAAGUUCUAUCUGGACACGUUGUGGUCGAGGUGUCUACAGGUGUGUCGGUACAAAUCAUAGCUGUCAAAAUAUCGACCAGAGGAUGUGCCCAGGUCUGUUGGGGUGAAGGGACUCGACAAGCAUCAUCACCGCGCAGUGCUGCUAUAGCAAACACAUCAUCUCAGUGUGAGCGGGUGGAAUACUUCUGCAUAUCUCAAACUCUCAAAGAAACACCAGAUGGUGAGGAAUUCAUCAGUCUUGAUGAAGGGCAUUAUGAGUUCCCCUUUCAUGUGGAGCUCACUCAAACGCCCCUUGUUACCUCUUUCAAGGGGAAGUAUGGGAGUGUUUGCUAUGAGGUGACAGCUGUAUUACAGAGGCCCUUGAAUCAAGAUCUAACUGUCAACAGAGAAUUCUCUGUUAUCAGCCAUGUUGAUGUCAAUUCUCCAUGGUUACUGUCCUCUGUGUCUAUAAACAACAACAAGAUGAUUGGCUGUUGGAUUUUUACCUCAGGCCCCAUCUCUCUGAAUGUCAAUAUCAACAGAAGGGGCUACUGUAAUGGAGAGUCAAUCCCCAUCUAUGCUGUGAUUGAGAACUGUUCUUCUCGACUCAUCGUACCUAAAGCAGCUAUCUACCAAAUCCAGACCUUCAUGGCAAAUGGCACAACAAAAAGUCAUACAAAGUUGGUUGCGAGUGUGAGGGGUAACCACAUUCCAUCAGGCUGCACAGACACCUGGAAUGGAAAAACACUGAAGAUUCCACUUGUCUCUGCCUCAAUUCUCAACUCCUCAGUCAUCAGAGUGGAAUACUCCCUGGCGGUCAUGGCACAGAUACCAGGUGCUAAGAAACUCAAGGUGGAGCUUCCCAUUGUGAUUGGCAGUAUACCAUACAAUGGCCUUGACAGCAGAAGCUCCAGCUUGAGCAGUCACUUCAGCAUGGACAUGAGCUGGCUCGCACUGGCGCUUCCUGAAGUGCCUGAAGCUCCCCCUAACUAUGCGGAUGUGGUGUCUGAGGAAGAGUUUGAACUGCACAGCCCCUCUUACACUCAGUCCGAGGAGUUGGAGAGACAGCUUGGUGGACCAGCCUUUGCUUACAUCCAGGAGUUCAGGUUCCAGCCUCCACCGCUGUACUCUGAAGUUGAUUCCCACCCAGUCCAUAGCUAGGCUAAAUGUUAAGCCUCUACAUCAUCUGUUAAAGAACCAAAGUGAUGCCUUCAAAUUGCAAUGUUGCACAAUAUUUAUAUUGUGGUGGAAAGAGUGUAAUAUAGAGUGAUCAAGUCUUGAACUAAUUAAACUUUGGAUUCAAAAGCAGAUUAACAGUAUUUUUUGAAUGAUUAUAUACUAGGCUGUGUUGAGAAAUGGAGCCUACUCUUUACAUGACUGUUAUUAGAAAGGGAAUUACUGCACAGCACAUUGUUGUAGCAGGUGGGUGCAACAUAAAACAAGAUAAGGUGUGUUAUCUGCUGUAUAUAAUGUAAAGCACUUAGAGAUCUACUGAAACAGGUUUUGUUGUUGAAAUCUACAAUAGAUUUAUUCCUGUAUGUAGUGAAUCCUUUCAUGUUCAGGGUGUAUAAUAUAACAUGGGCAUUGUUUUUGAUACAUUAACUAACAAUACAUGUUCAGGGUGUAUAAUAUAACAUGGGCAUUCUUUUUGAGACAUUAACUAACAAUACAUGUUCAGGGUGUAUAAUAUAACAUGGGCAUUCUUUUUGAUACAUUAACUAACAAUACAUGUUCAGGGUGUAUAAUAUAACAUGUGCAUUCUUUUUGAUACAUUAACUAACAAUACAUGUUCAGGGUAUAUAAUAUAACAUGGGCAUUCUUUUUGAUACAUUAACUAACAAUACAUGUUCAGGGUACAUAAUAUAACAUGGGCAUUCUUUUUGAUACAUUAACUAACAAUACAUGUUCAGGGUGUAUAAUAUAACAUGGGCAUUGUUUUUGAUACAUUAACUAACAAUACAUGUUCAGGGUGUAUAAUAUAACAUGGGCAUUCUUUUUGAUACAUUAACUAACAAUACAUGUUCAGGGUGUAUAAUAUAACAUGUGCAUUCUUUUUGAUACAUUAACUAACAAUACAUGUUCAGGGUGUAUAAUAUAACAUUGGCAUUCUUUUUGAUACAUUAACUAACAAUACAUGUUCAGGGUGUAUAAUAUAACAUGGGCAUUCUUUUUGAUACAUUAACUAACAAUACAUGUUCAGGGUGUAUAAUAUAACAUUGGCAUUCUUUUUGAUACAUUAACUAACAAUACAUGUUCAGGGUGUAUAAUAUAACAUUGGCAUUCUUUUUGAUACAUUAACUAACAAUACAUGUUCAGGGUGUAUAAUAUAACAUGGGCAUUCUUUUUGAUACAUUAACUAACAAUACAUGUUCAGGGUGUAUAAUAUAACAUGGGCAUUCUUUUUGAUACAUUAACUAACAAUACAUGUUCAGGGUGUAUAAUAUAACAUUGGCAUUCUUUUUGAUACAUUAACUAACAAUACAUGUUCAGGGUGUAUAAUAUAACAUUGGCAUUCUUUUUGAUACAUUGUAACUAAAAAGUUGAAAAUGUCUGAACAGAAACUGUAUUAUGCUUUGAUAGUUCGUGGAUAUUUUGACCUUGGAGUUGUUCCUUCUCAGAAUAUAUUGCCUUAUCUGAAAUGUAACUGAUGUUGAGUUUUGUGAGAAUUGUGAGUGCCUAGGGAAAACCUUGGAUCAUGCAGUGUUGUGAAUGUUUAUCAGGUACAGACGUAUGUAUGUAUGUUAGUUAUCAUGUUGCUAUUUACCAUUUUAUCUAUUGAAAUGUAUACUUUUGCAGGAUGAAUACAAAGACAUAUUACCAUACUACUGUAUGUUUUACAUUGUAUCAGAAUGGCAUGUUGCUAUUCCAUACAUCAGUCAAUCUGAACCCAGUGGGUUUCUGUUAAACUUGUAUUUUUGUAAUUUUACAAAAUGUUUGAAUAAAAUCAUUUGACAAUG
Molecule: messenger RNA, 3283 nt
Organism: Salvelinus fontinalis (brook trout)
Lineage: Eukaryota; Metazoa; Chordata; Actinopteri; Salmoniformes; Salmonidae
Product: arrestin domain-containing protein 4-like
Exons: 9
Coding region: 279-1487 (402 amino acids)
Biological process (GO): protein transport
Cellular component (GO): cytoplasm; plasma membrane
Molecular function (GO): ubiquitin-like ligase-substrate adaptor activity
Source: RefSeq, a predicted model, not a curated record